This is a messenger RNA of [Torrubiella] hemipterigena, 714 nucleotides long. Lineage: Eukaryota; Fungi; Ascomycota; Sordariomycetes; Hypocreales; Clavicipitaceae. The record is from the annotation of a GenBank genome assembly.
AUGUUGUCUCCUAUACUCAAGUGCCUAUUACAUCGUUGUACAACAAUGGUUAACAUUCUCUAUACCCUCGCGGCCUUUAUCGGCUCUGCUGCUGCCACCACUCAGUACUUUGAUAAGAAGGAAGAUUUUCCCAAGUUUAUCAAGAACGCAAUAGGCAAGACUAACUACACGGACACAUGCGGCACCAACUAUGCUACUGAAAUUGUUGUUUACAACCUCUGCACUUACCCUCUUUACUUGUACCGCCAAGAUUCCUAUGUUGAGUACAUUAAGAUGCUGAGUCCUAAUACUACGUACUCGCAAGCCAUUACUGUGGACGCACGCUCGCCGCUCGUCUCAUUUGCUGCAUCCAAGGAGCGCGGGGCCUAUAGCCGCAACGGCACUACCAAGAUGGGCACAUACCGAUACGAGAGUAGCCAGAGGCACAUAGCGCUUCAUGCACAAAUCUACCAUAUCUUGGGUGAGGAUGAAGAGGACGACGAGUCCAUCAUGAUUGGUUAUGGCGCUGCUCUCUGUUCUUCUGGUGGGGGUCAGGGCUGGCUUGCUAUUGAUGACCAAGUUCAGGGUGAAGUUAAUUGCAGCACUCCUGACGGUGGCUACAUUACCGAGGCUUCGUCUGGUAUACACUAUGCGUUUUGCGCAAAGGACGAGGACUAUCACUUGCAGGAUGGCGAGCUUAUGGCAGGAAAUAGGGUCCUGAAAUGGAACAUGUAA